Messenger RNA from Pestalotiopsis fici W106-1, 1644 nucleotides. RefSeq lists its product as uncharacterized. Lineage: Eukaryota; Fungi; Ascomycota; Sordariomycetes; Amphisphaeriales; Sporocadaceae. Bases 1 to 1644 code for a protein of 547 amino acids. The transcript is spliced from 3 exons. The record is from RefSeq and is a predicted model, not a curated record.
AUGUUGUUCUCGUUAAGGACGUCUCUCUCCGUGCUUUGCGCCGUCCUCGCGACGGAGCAAGCAACGGCGGCAGAGCUCAGUGGUCAUGCAAAGUACCUGUUUGACGAGUCAAUGAACUUUUUGGACAACAUCUAUGAUCCCACGGCAGGCUACCUGAACUAUUUCUACUACCCGCUCGCCGCCAACAGGCACGAGACACGAUCUUCCAUCUGGUAUGCGGCCGGUCUCCUCCAGCGGAAUGAGGGCACCGAUGCAGACGAGGCAAUCAAGAUUAUCACUAACAUAAUCGGAGGCCAAAACAAAAAUGUUAGCGCACAAUGGUAUGGCGAUUAUACAAAGUAUCCAGAGGAACCCACUGUGGGAAGUCCGGCCUAUGAGCCUGUAAUUUAUAAUUCUUGGGAUCCAAACUGGCGAGGCUUUAUUGGCACUACGUUGAUCGUCAUCUACGAGGAGUUUAGUAACAUACUGCCCGACGAUGUUCAAGAUUUGAUCCUCGAAAGCAUGUAUAACAACACUGUAGGCGACAGCUAUCGUGUGGGCGGCGUGGACGGAGACAAUUUGUACCCAUCGUAUAGUAACCCGUCCUUGAUGCGCGCCGUUGCUUCGGGCUGGACUGGUCGCAAGUUCAACGACGCCAACAUGACGGCGGCCGGAGAAAUGUACGCAAAUGAGAUACUCGAUCUGUUCAACCCAAACAAUACCCUUUCCGAGUUCAACAGCCCAACGUAUGCCGGCGUGUCCAUUUACGCCCUGACGCUCUGGGCAAAAUACCUACCAGACGACUCAGUCAUGGGCCAAAACGGCAAACGUCUUCUCCAGGAAAUCUGGGCGACAGAGGCGGCGCUCUACAAUGCCAACAUGAGGAACCUGGCUGGGCCGUGGGACCGUGCCUACGGCUAUGACAUGAAGAAUUACGUCGCCAUUGUAUCUCUACAGAUCGACACCCUGGUCGGAAGGGCGCAGAGUCCGCUGAGCUCCCGGCCGUGGGCCAUGGCGCAUGCCGACGACUACGAGUAUGCCCCUCUGAUCGCCUUGCUCGCGCCCUACCACAACUCCCUCCUGCCAAACGAGACCGUGAGCAGCUUUGUCACGUUCCCAGGCGAGCACACGUACACCACGGCGGCCUUUUCGCCACCCACAGACACGUAUCCCCGCAACUACACCACCUGGCUGUCGGCCAACCUGACCAUUGGCGGGCAAUCCUUUGACGAGGACGCCGUCGGCGGCCCGCGCUACGACUCGUCCCAGUGGACGCCGGCCGCCGUGCAGUGGCUCCGCAGCGACGGCUCCGUCGGCUUCUUCACCUGGUACGCGACCGAGGCGGCGUUUACGGCGUCGGUGGCGCCCAAUGCGCUGAACCUGACGUGGCCGCACGGCAACGCGUCCAGCGCCUUUAGCUUCCUGGUCCAGUCCAACCCCCUCGGUGGCAAGCGGGAUAUCACGGGGCUCGAGGAUAUCCAGGAUCUCAGUAUUACGGCCGUGUCGGGUACCGUGGACCUGGAGCCUACUAUUAGCUUUUGUGGGCUCGCCGGCGGUACCUGCGACCCUAUUCAUGGCUUUGAGUUUUGGAACUUUACUUUUACCUUGCCAGCAAACAGCUCCGAGGUCCCAAGUCUAAACUUUGCGAUUGAGCUACUCAACUAG